AAUUCAAAAUUUCUGCGACAGUAUAGUCGUUAUACUCGCGACGUUAAUGGGGAAUUUCGAAUUGUGAGUUUGGAAUAACAGCGAGAAUUGGAAUUUUAGAGGAAUUACCCGCGAAAAAAGGAAUUUCAAAAUCACUAUAAUGGCAUCCGUGGCAAGCAGUAACGUAAGCGACCUGGUAACGAGAACAGAGAAACUGUCAAUCAAAUGCAUCGCGUCCAAUACUAAGAUCCUAAAAACCAGAAUCACCAAACUGGAAAAAAUGUACGAAACAAUGAAACAACAGCAGGACGACAUCCAGUAUUUGCUUGACGCUGUUCUCAAAUGGGAUGAAGACUUCAAAAGGGUCGUUCGCUUUAGCCAAGGCGUCCCACAUAUGAGAGGGACAAAGGACACGUGUUCCAAGAUCAAAACCAUCAUGAUUCCGAAUGGAGAGUUUGAUCGCACUAUCAAGAUCCUCGAAAAGGAAAAUGUAUCUGGAUUCGCACGAGUUGUUCUUCUUUUCGCUGAUUUCAAGUCUCUACUCGACGAGAAGUCACCGACAGCAAAAUUCUCGGAGACCGUUCGGCAGACGCUCGGAGAGAUUAUCGGAACAUUAUACACUAUAUUGAACUUGUUUUAUGAUCAAUAGAAAUCAUUAUACAAAUAAAAUUAAGACCCUAAUUUAUUCUAAUUUAUUUAGUCGUAUGCCAUUGCCCGCCUAAGGGCGUGCAUAACUUGCUAGGUGGAAAUAAAAAUAAAAAUAUCAAAUUUUACCAGUUUUACCGUU
This is a messenger RNA of Actinia tenebrosa (Australian red waratah sea anemone), 766 nucleotides long. RefSeq lists its product as uncharacterized. Lineage: Eukaryota; Metazoa; Cnidaria; Anthozoa; Actiniaria; Actiniidae. The record is from RefSeq and is a predicted model, not a curated record.